Messenger RNA from Chara braunii, 9126 nucleotides. Lineage: Eukaryota; Viridiplantae; Streptophyta; Charophyceae; Charales; Characeae. The record is from the annotation of a GenBank genome assembly.
GGCGGGAGGAAGAGGGGAAGGAGGGGUAGGAGGAAAAAGAGAGAGAGAGAAGCGAAGGAGCGGACGGGAAGAGGGAUUGUCUGCUCGGGCGCGCUACUAAAUUGAGUGAAAAAACCCGACCAUGGAUGGUGGUAGGUGCCAGAUCGUGGAGAAAGAGAGAGGGGAGGUGCGGAGUUGCUAUCUGGGAGUAGCAGCUGGAUUAGCAGAAGCAGAAGCAGUAGCAGCAGCAGCAGCAGGAGGAGGCGGAGGCGGAGGCGGAGGAGGAGGAGGAGGAGGAGGAGGAGGGGGGGCGGGGGGAAGAGGAGGAGGAGGAGAAAGCGCGCUUGUGCAGGCGGAAGUUGUCAACAUGGGGCGCGCGGAGGUAGCGGACUCUGGGCGGAACCGAUGGGGGGGAUUCCACGUGGUCGAUCAGCGGGGUACGCAACAGCCAUACCAGAUGUCGUCUGGUUAUGGCACGAUAGGGGCAAAAGCUAGUUUCUGGAGAUUUGGCGGCCAGAAACGAGGGCCAGUGAUGUGCUGUGCUGCAUCUGAAACCACUUCAGACCCUGGGGUGUUUGGCCAGAAGAGGAAAGAUAGGACUCAGAUGAAUGCACCUUUGAGAGUGGGGACAAAUGUGCAAGGGGAAGAUGGUGAACAGAAGGAAGGACAAAAGCAAAGGGAGAGAGUGGGGACGGAUGUUCAGGCGAAAGAGAGUGGGCAGAAGGAACGAAUCCCCUACCCGCAUGGCAUAUUCUCUUUUUUCAUCAAGAGAAAGAGGAGGAAAGAAGCCGUGCAGGCUGUCAAGGAGGCGAUUCGACUCAGGGAUAGAAAGAAACUGGAGUGUGCUUUGGAGGAAGCAGAGGUACUUGCUGCCAAUAGCGGGUCUGUAAGGGAAGGAAGGGCUGUCCUUUUGCUUUUGAAGUCCUCACCGGCUGUGCCAAGGGUUGCCCAGACUGAUGAAGUGCCAGCAGAAAAGAGUCCAGGGGCAAAGGGUGAGGAUCAUGGGAGAAGCAAAGAACCAAAGACUCAUGAGGGUGAGGCCGGCGAGGGAAAAGAUGAUGCUGAACGUUCGCAUGGUGGAGGAUGGAUGGAAAAAGUGCGAAAUGAUUUGAGAGCUCGGGAUGAAGGAAUGAACUCUGGUGGCCUUGUAACUGAUUCUGGAAAUGGGAGGAGAACAGGGCUGUCCCUUCUCCAAGAGUCAACCCUGGAAGGCACAAAGUUGAUAUCUUCAGGAUCCGAAAGGGGAGAGACCGUAGCCAACGCAGUGCGACACGGAGAAACACAGGAGGCGGAAACACCGGGAAGAGACGAAGGGAGUGAGAGUAGCACCAAGGUGCCAAUGGCAAAUGCAGAGUCCAUGGGUAACGACAGCAGCGCUUGUCAACAGAGGGAGGACAGAGACACUGUCAAGGUGCGAGUCGAUGCCUCCUCGUCUGGUGAGGUUCUUCCGUCCUCCACGCCGCUACUGACUCUCGAGUCAGACGUUGACCAGGGACGGUGGGAAAAUGGCCGUGGAACCCUCGGCUCCACCCUCAGUGCGAAGGAGCAGGGCAGUGUGAAGGAGAUGGGUAGUGCUGGGGAAACCCAAUGCUCUCAACUUUCGAAGACGGACCUACCAUCACAACUGCUCACCACUAAGGAGACAUGGGAUGGCUCUCCUGUGUCAGGCAGAACAAGCUGCAGUAGUACAAGCAGUGCCUCCAGCAGCAGCCAGAGACAACACGAAUCAUCAGAAAGUGCCUUGGCAGGAAAUCAGGAACAGCUUGAAGGUGGAGCAAAUGCCAGAUUGAAAGAGGGGAGCAUUCCUUCUGCUGAGCUGAGUGAUGGAAGGAAGGCACAAGAUGUGCCACGACCAGACGAGGACCUGAUGGGGGCAGCAAAUGUAACAUCAUCUGGAUUCAGAGAUCAGGAGACAGACCAACGGGUGGUAGGGCUGAAGAAGGAGCAGGAGGUUAAAGCAGGGAUGAGGAAGAUGGAUGCAUGGAUGGGGGACAAGGAGGGUCUGGAAACUGCUCUGAGAGAGGCAGAGAAGUUGGGCUGUCUAAAUGAAAAGUGGGUACAGGACGUAAAAGAGGUGCUCGAAAGGGGAAAUGAGCAAGAAUCUUAUAGCGAGAGUUAUGGUGAAUGGCUCGCUGGAAGUGCAGCUGCAGGGGCCCAGGGGAAAAAAAAUGAACAUGAGAGGGAUAAUGAUGAAGAUCACGAGGAUGAUGACGAUGACAAGGAUGAGGUGACGUCCAAGCUGACAACACCAUGGUCAUCGAAUGGGAACCUAGCAGGGGUGGCAGCAGCGACACGUCUUGCGCCGAGUGAGGGCUCAGUAUUCAAGCCUCGUGGACCUCAAAGCCCGUCAAACUCCCAGGAUAGCGAUGGGGCAAGGGGUGAUACGAGUUUCUGUUCUAACAAUGCAAAGGGGAGUAGGCUUGGCAUAUUAAGUGGGAUUACAGAUGGAGGAGACAACAAGGCCGUUUGGCGAACGCAGGACAUGGUAGACGGCCUUGAACAGGUGGAGGAAUGGGGAGAGGUUGGUGAUGAGGGAAAGAUUGUACAAGGGAGGUUUCUCCCUGAGAGGAAUGACAAGGAUGAGCUGGCCAUGGUAGGUCUUGAAGACAAGAAAGAAAGGCAGGUGGUGGACAAGCAGGACGGGAGCACGAAUAUAUCCCAUCCCCAUGAUGCCCAGCAUGAGCAUUAUGACCUACCAUGGCCUCUGCGAUUCUUGCAGCAAGCUAUGGCUGAUCGGAACCUGCAGUCGCUUGAGCUGGGUGUCACUGAAGCGGAGCACCGAGGACACAAUGAUCAUGACAUUUGUCAGGCUGCGAGGGCAAUGAUCCUGAGACUUCAUGAGGAGCGAGAGAGCCUGUCAGUUCUGGAUGAUGCCACAUGUAGUGGAGAAGCAGGAAGAACGGAGGAGGCACUCAAAGCUGCCAACACCGUUGGAUGGAAAGGUGAUGAGGUGGGAAACGGAAACGAGCAUCUUCUUGAGGUGUCUGAAGAGGAAAAGCAGAUGAAUGCGCAGUUGAACGAAGCGGUUAUGGAAGGUCGCCUGGUACCUCUGGAAGAAACUGUCUCCGCUGCAAGAUGCCAUAAUAGUGUGGAUGUGAAGCUCAUGGAGGAUGCUGAAACAUUACUAUCCAAACUUCGGAAGGAGAAGGAGGACAUGCUUGCCUUGGUGGACCGGGGACUGGUCGAGAAAGACCUCACCGCCCUGGUCCAUGCACUGUCAAUAGCGCAUGAAAUGGGCCUGGCGAAUCUUCCACGCAUGGAGGAUGCCAAAAAAGAGAAGGAAAGGCUUGAGAAGGAAGAGGACGCUUGCAUGCAAGUCAAAGUUGCGAUUCAUGAUCGAGACUUAACUGCGUUAAGAACAGCUUUGCUGACAUGCACUGAGCUGGGUGUUCAAGGCACAGGAAUUGCUGAGUGGAGAAAAAUGUUGAGCAGCCUGGAGAGGGAGAAGGAAGCCAUAGACCAGCUGGUGGAGGCCACAAAAGGAAGUGAUCUGGAGAAGCUUACUGCCUCAAUUGAGAAGGCAGAGCGCGCCGACAUUCCAAAGGAGAUGCUGGACAUGGCUGCGAUCAGAGUGGCAGAGCUGGAAAAGGCAAAGAUGAAAGAGGAGACUGCCAGGAAUGAGCUGAAGGUUGCUAUUUCUGGACGGGAAAUGUCAGAGCUGGAACAGGCGCUGGCUCUAGCCAAGGAGCUGUCCCUGGACAGCAGUUUAAUCUCCGAAGCAGAAACGUUGUUUCAGACCCUUCAAAAGGAGGAAGAAGUGAGGGCUCUCAUACGAGAGGCAAUCCAGCGCAGAAGUUUGGGCGACUUGGAGAAGGCGGUGGGAGAGGCGGAUGCCAUCUCCCUCACAGAUGGGCUUGUUGACACGGCAAGGAGGGAGUUGAAAAGAGCGCUGGAGGAGGCCGAAGUGAAGAUGAUGAUGGCAAACGCCAUUUCAGUUGAGGAUAUUCGGGAGCUGAAACUAGCCAUAAGUCAAAUGGACAAAUUGGGCUUGGCACAACCGACAGUUCAUGAGGCAAAGCAGGUCUUGCAUAUGCUGGUGGUUGCGGAAGAACAAUUGGUGACGAAAGCAGUUGAUGAUGGACGAGUAGAAGUGAUUGAGGCGGCGUUGAAAGCGGCAGAGGAGAAAGGGUUGGACUCUGGGAUGGUGGUGUCAGAGGCCAAGCUCCUGGUGUGCAAAGCCAGGGAUGAGAAGUCAGUCCUUGACAUGGCAAGUAGGAUACUGGCGAUGGAUGAGGAUUCGCUGAGGCUACAGGAAAUUGAAGACGUGGUGACAACCAGCCAGAAGCUGCAACUUCGAGGACCGACCAUCACAUCCAUCACCAAGCUGUUGGGGACUAUGAAAGCGAGGGGAAGAGCCCGAGAAGAUCUCCGAAAGGCUCUUCGAGACAGAGACGUGUGGCUGCUGGACUCCGCCCUGUCCAAAGCCAACAGUUUAGGUCUCGAAGGUGCAGACAUUGAGGAGGCGCGAGUUCUUGUUGAAAAGACACAGGAGAGGAGGGAUCUCAUCAAGACAUUGAAGAUGAGCAUAGAGUCAAAGGAUCUGGAGAGACUCGAAGAGGUUCUGGGAGGGGCCAGGAGGAAGGUGUGGGAAUGGAUCCGCGAGGAGGACCAGGCAAUGGAGGCAGAAGCUGGCAUGCUUGGUGAUCUGCUGCAGGAAGCAGGAGAUGUUGCCCAGAGACUUAGAGAGAUCAAGAACCUAUGCCAAAGAAUUAGGGAGGUCACAGGCAGCUCCUCCAUCACCAAGGGAGGGACCAAAAGGGACAUCGCGGCAUUGCAGAAAGCAGUGGCAGAGCUGGAGAAAUUGGGUGGGGAGGAGGAGCCAGCUUAUACCGAGGGGAAGAUCCUGAUCGAAAGAUGGACAAGGGAGAGGAAGGUGUUGGACAAGGUCGAGAGAGCAAUUGACUUCUCACAGUCCGUAGAGCUGGCUUCUGCCGUCCGGGAAGCGGACCUGAUUGGCCUGGAUGGCGAGGACAUUGUCAAAAGGGGCAAAUCAUGCCUCGAAUCAAUCAAGAAGAAGGGGGAUGUGAAGGUGAAGCUCCGACUUGCCAUAGCACUGCGAGAUAGCAAAGCUCUGGAGACGGCUGUGUCGCUGGCAGAGGGAAUGGACCUGGCCCAUCUUAAGGAAGUGCUCAAGGCGAAGGAGGUCUUGGCCAAACUGGAGGAGGAGAGAGCGGCCAUGAACUCCAUGAGAAUAGCCAUGGAGAAUAACAAUCUUGAGGCUGUGGAAGCGGCAUGGGAAUGCGCUCAGAAGUUGGGCGUCAAUGAUCCGAUGGUCCAGGAUGCAAGGAAUAUGCUAGAGAAGAAGUGGGCUCUGCGAAUAGCAGAGAGCAAGCUCAUGGAUGCGGUGGAGACGAGGGAUAUGAAUGCGCUGGAAGAGGCCCUCAAAGUUGCUGCUGAUCGAGGUGUAGACCCCAAAAUGCUGGCUGAUGCUGAGAGUGUGGCUCUACAGCUGGCGACGGAGAACGAAAUCAAGAAUGCAAUAAUGAGAGGGGUGCAGGAGGAAAGGUGGGAAGAUGUGGCCAAAGCAGUGGAGAGAGCAGAGGGCCUCAGCUGGGAGGAUGAUGAUGUGAAGGCCGCGAGGAAAAUCAUGGAAGAGGUGCGGUUGCGAAAUGCGGCCCUGGUCAAAAUGAAGGACGCAGCGGGAAGGAGAAAUCUCGAGGACCUCACUGUGGCGUUGGAGCUGGCAAGACGAGUGGGAAUAGAAGAAGAGGAGAUGAUAGGAGUGAAGAAAGUCCUUGAAGAACUAUGUGAGGAGGACGCGAUCAUCAAGGAAAUCACCACAGCUGUCGAUAGGAGGGACUUGUCCCGGCUGGAGAUGGCUAUGAAGACUACAGAGUCAAUCAAGGGUUUGGAAGGGAGCGCGGUUGUGAGGGAAGGACUGGAAGUUCUGCGCCGGCUGAAGGAGGAGCGUUCACUGUUUGAAGAGAUAAGGGAGGCCAUCAAGAUCAGGAGCUUACGACGUCUGGAGGCAGCAGUGAGGAAGGCAGAGGAGCUGAAAGAUUUCGAAGGCAAUCUCACGGUCGUAGAAGCAAGGAAGGUGAUCGGGCAGCUUCAUGUGGAGAAGGCCGCCAUGGACAAGGUGAGGGAGGCGCUCAACAAGAAGGAUGUGAGAAGGUUGGGCGAAGCGGUAAGAGAGGUGGAAUGGCUUGUUGACCGGAGGGAGUGGGAUCCAGUCGUCGAACGAGGGAGGCGAGCAUACCAGGAUAUUGUCAAAAUCUGGACAGAGUUGGAAUUGGCAAUCAGGAACCGAGAUGUGCACCAUCUCAAGAAGUCCCUUCAGAGAUGGGAUCGUGGAAUUUACAGUGAUUGGGAUGACAGGAGGGUAGAGGAAGGGAGGGAACUGUUGUGUAAACUGGAGGUUGCCGAGAUGAUGCUGGAAAGAGGGGUUUGUAGCAGGGAUAUGGAGGCGCUGAGGAAGGGACUGGAAAUGGCAAUGGAAAUGAGGCUACGGAACCUGAAGGUGAAAAGGGCAGAGUCCGUAUUGUCAAAGCUCAGAGCGUGGAGGGUCGCGGCUGUGAUUGCUCAGCAUGGCGCUGCUACACGAGCUAUUGACGUGCUUGAGACAGGGCUGAGGCUUGGCGACAUUGCCGGGCUAGAUAGCAGGGAGGUUGGUCGAGAGAGACAGGAACUGGAAAGGCUGAAGCUGGAAAGGGACAUGGUGACGGCCAUCAUCAAUGCCAUGGAAGCGGGAGACAUGGAUUCUCUCGAAAGAGUGGUAAGGAUGGCGGACGAGAUGGAGUUGGAAGCAAAGGAGGCAAAGGAUGCCAAGCAGGUGCUUGAAGUUGCAAGGGCCAGGGCUGCCUCUCUCCUUGCCCUGCGUGAUGCUCUCAGCUUGAGAGAUGCGGACCGCAUCCAAAGAGCAAUCCAACAGGCCGAGCUGAUGAACAUCGAGGAUGAGACGGUGCUUUAUGCAAAGGUCCUGGUCGUGCAGUUGACAGCAGAAGCUCAUGCCGUUGCUCUUAUGGAGGAGGGCAUCAAAACAGAGGAUGUGAUAGUGUUGGAGGAAGGCUUGGUCCUAGCGGAGAGGUUAAAGAUGUCUGAUCAGCGUGUGGAACGAGCAAGACGGAUGUUGGGGAGAAUCCGCCCCAAGUGGGAAAUGAGCUUAAGGCUACGAGAAGCGAUGGACGCAGGCAAUGAACUAGCGUUGGAGGGUGCUUUGGGAGAGGCAGCGGCUCUUGGUGUAGACUCUCAACUUUCUCGUGACGCAUCAGCCUUGCUCUGCCAGCGAAGAUUGGAGAAAGCGGCCAUGACCAGACUCACCAUAGCCGUGCAACUGCGAGAUAUGGAUGAGGUGGCGGUUGCUGUCGAGGCAGUUGAAAAACUUCAGCUGCAGGGAGAUGUUUUAGACGAAGCCAGGAUCUUGCUUGAGGGGAUGGACAAGGAGGGUUAUGUUACGUCUCGUCUGCAGCAGGGAAUUGAACGCAAGGACCUUCCGUUGCUGGAGUUGGGUCUGAGGAUGGCACAGAAGUAUGGCAUGUCCGGGGACCUCGUGGAGGAGGCUAAAAACUCUUUGGAAGAUCUGAAAGACUGGGCAGAGAUUAUGGAACAGCUUGGUUCUGCAAUGAGGGACAGAGACAUCGGCAGGUUGGAGACUCUGCUUGCUGCAGUCAAUUGCAAGGAAGCCUCCAAGAACUCAAUAGGUAGGGGGUCUGGGGCAGGGUUUAGCAUCAGCCUGAGUUUCAACUACAAGACGGAGGUUGUCGCAGAGGCGGAGAAAAUACUCGAGCAGUUGGUAGUCGAAGAGAGAAUCCGUGAUGCCAUCUUCAAUGAGCAGAUUGGGGAUCUGGAAUUUGGUCUUGCUGCGGCGGAGAAAGUGAACCUGGAGGGAGAUCUCAUUGAUAGGGGAAGGUGCGUCUUGCAGCUCAAGAGAGCAAUGGAGGCACGAGAUGCACCAACGCUAGCAGCAGCGAUACAUGCAGCCAGCCGUCUUGAUCUUGGGGGCGAGUACAUGUCUGAGGGAAAGACAAUACUUGAUCAUCUACGAGAAGAACUGAAGGAUAUGGCCUACAACACUGGUAGUGUGAGAAGUGCCCCCAUGGCCAGUGUUGGUCCAACAUCUCCAGCAACUCCCACCAUAGACAAGGAGGGUUCUCAUCAGAAGAUGCAGCAGGAGAUCAUGGGAGAACUGUUGAUAGACGAGGUGGCACACACUGUCGACUUAAGGUCAAUUGCCUCUGACCUGCACCUUGGAGCAGUCGACAAUGCCGUUGCCACGGCGACUAACCCGAAGUGGAAGGUCAGCAAGUACGGCAAUUUGCGAUCACCCGAGGCAUUCGGGAAGAGUCCGGUUCGAAACCGCCUUGAUGCUGACGAUGCCUCAGGUGUCCCAUUGCUAAGGCUUCCAAAGCGGCUGGCAGAAACAGCUAUCAUAUGUCACAAGAGGCUGCUGCAGGUCUGUGGAGACAGGCCAAUCAGAGGACCUUUAGGUGUUACAGCUAGAGGGAUCCUUGUAGCAGGGAGUCAGACAGCAGAAGUUAGGGAUGAAAUCUAUGUCCAGAUCUGCAGGCACGUAACCACCACCACCAAUCGUAAGAGCGAGAGGAGAGGCUGGGUCAUCUUCUGUCUCUGCGCUGAUACGUUCGAGCCAUCUGUCAACCUGGUUUUGUACUUGCUCAACUUCUGUGGACAGCACUGGAAUGAAAAAAGGAAUCUAAAGAUGGCAAGGUAUUGUUUUUGCAAGCUGGGGGAGACCUUGCACCCAGGGGAGGAGGUGGACACCAGAGACUGCAUGGUCAAACUCCCCGAUAGGAAAGUCAUCAUCAGCGCAGACGAUAUCACGGAAAUUCUUACCGAUCGUGCACAUGUCAAGGAAUCAGCAGGGAAUACGAUCAACUUGAAGCGAAUGGGCGACGUCAAGCUGCAAUUCGGAAGAGGAGGAGGCAGCGGAGCGGAGGAGGAGAAGGAGGAGGAGGAAGAGUAUGGCAAGGAGGAGGGGGAGGAGGGGGAGGGGAGGGGGGGAGGGGGGGGAGUAGGAGGAUUACAAGGAGAAUCAGCACAGAAUACGGUCACCAUGAAGUGAAUGGGUGAUAUCAUGUUGCAAUGCGGAAGGGAAAGAGCAGGAGGAGGAAUAGGAAGAGGUGGAGGAGAGGAGGUUUAGUGCCUAUGAUUUUAAGGGACUUAGACGAAGGUUACAUGGCUCAGAAUGUA